Messenger RNA from Strongylocentrotus purpuratus (purple sea urchin), 1110 nucleotides. Its product is annotated as deleted in malignant brain tumors 1 protein. The record is from RefSeq and is a predicted model, not a curated record. Gene Ontology annotation, cellular component: membrane. The transcript is spliced from 5 exons. NCBI's taxonomy places the organism in Eukaryota, Metazoa, Echinodermata, Echinoidea, Camarodonta, Strongylocentrotidae. Bases 130 to 963 code for a protein of 277 amino acids.
UCUGGUAUUUUUUUUUUCUGUUGUAAAAUAUUAAUCACGUUUUGAUUUCGCGAGGUUUCCUAAAGUGAUUUUAAACUUAAAGCGAGAAAAUUAAAAAGCACAGUGUUUCCCCCAUGCUGGCCAUAUAUUAUGCGGCUUGAUAAAUGGCGUUUCAUACAAUUUCUCAAGUGGACUUCUGCUAGCGCACGCUCGCUCGGUGAAGCAAAGGAGGUUGAUCCUGAUAGGAGGAGGCGUUUAUCGGCCAUUGAUGCCAUUUUGAAUAAAUUCACCAGCAACCCGGCUUCUAACAUCAGACUAGUCGGAGGACAUACUUCAUACGAGGGUAACCUUGAGGUUCGUCUUCGGAAUGGGAGUGCCUGGGGCGCCAUCUGUGAUGACUCCUGGGACGAACAGGAUGCAGAAAUGGCAUGUCGGACCCUCGGCUUUCAAGGGUCGAUGGGUUCCACCACGCUGAGUUACUUUGGGGAUACAUCAGAGGACUAUAAUCUGGAUGAAGUCCGGUGCAAGGGUCGUGAGCAGGAUUUCUUCCAGUGUUCCCACCUGCCUUUUGGUCUACACAACUGUGAGAAAGGGGAGAUCGCUGGCGUAAGAUGCAUACCAGACAUUCGUCUACGAGGCAGUAAGAACAUCCGUGAGGGUCGAGUCGAGAUCAACUAUAACGGGGACUGGGGUACGAUAUGCGACGACUCAUGGGACAUCUCCGACGCCGGUGUCGUCUGCCGCAUGAUCGGGUAUCCUAACGCCACGGCGGCGCCCAUGGCAGCACGGUUCGGUCCCGGCGAAGGAGAGAUCAUCUUGGAUGAGGUUCGGUGCGAAGGAUCUGAAAGAACAGUUCAGAGUUGUCCUCAUAAAGGAUUUUUGGAGCAAAAUUGUGACCAUGGGGAAGAUGCCAGUGUGAUAUGCGACCUCAGUAAGAUGAAAUUUAGAAUUAAUUGUAAUGGUGAUAAUUAUAGUUCUUAUUAAGUAGGAAAGUUUGUUUUGCCACUGGAUAAAAGCAUGUUGCAAUGUUCCUUGUGGUUCAGGGUCAGAGUUCAAUCAUGUACAAGUUAGCAAGCACUGGGAGUGUAAGUUCAGUGAAGCUCUCAUCAUCAUCAUCAUCAUCACUAUCAU